This is a messenger RNA of Lipotes vexillifer (Yangtze River dolphin), 3702 nucleotides long. RefSeq names its product GTP binding protein 1 (gene GTPBP1). Gene Ontology annotation, biological process: translational elongation. Bases 157 to 2166 code for a protein of 669 amino acids. NCBI's taxonomy places the organism in Eukaryota, Metazoa, Chordata, Mammalia, Artiodactyla, Lipotidae. Gene Ontology annotation, molecular function: GTP binding; translation elongation factor activity; GTPase activity. The transcript is spliced from 12 exons. The record is from RefSeq and is a predicted model, not a curated record.
UGUUUCUUAGCUAGAGAUACGUAUCAUCCUCUACGCGGCUGGAGAAAUUUCGCAUAAAUUAUUCUGAUAAGGUUAGGGGCGGGGCUGCGCAUAGAUUAGGCAAAUGAGCUGGGGAGGGAGGGGAGGCCGGCUACGAAUUAGCCUAAGUUAUUAAAGAUGGCGGCGGAGCGGAGUCGCUUCCCGAUGGACUCGCCGGUCCCUGCCUCUAUGUUCGCCCCCGAGCCCAGCUCUCCGGGGGCGGCCAGGGCCGCGGCGGCUGCCGCCCGGCUCCACGGCGGCUUCGACUCGGACUGCAGCGAGGACGGCGAGGCGCUCAACGGCGAACCGGAGCUGGACCUCACCAGCAAGCUGGUUCUAGUGAGCCCUACAUCAGAGCAGUAUGACAGCCUACUUCGGCAAAUGUGGGAGAGGAUGGACGAGGGAUGCGGAGAGACCAUAUAUGUCAUUGGGCAGGGAUCAGAUGGGACUGAGUACGGGCUGAGUGAAGCUGACAUGGAGGCCUCCUAUGCCACGGUGAAGAGCAUGGCAGAACAAAUAGAGGCCGAUGUCAUCCUCCUCCGGGAACGUCAAGAAGCUGGGGGCCGUGUGCGCGAUUACCUGGUCCGGAAGCGAGUAGGAGACAAUGACUUCCUGGAAGUCAGGGUAGCGGUAGUGGGCAACGUGGAUGCCGGCAAAAGCACGCUUCUGGGGGUCCUGACCCACGGGGAGCUGGACAAUGGCAGAGGCUUCGCCCGCCAGAAGCUCUUCCGCCACAAACACGAGAUUGAAUCUGGUCGCACCAGCAGUGUCGGCAACGACAUUCUGGGCUUUGACAGUGAAGGCAAUGUGGUAAACAAGCCAGACAGCCAUGGUGGCAGCCUGGAGUGGACAAGGAUCUGUGAGAAAUCCACUAAGGUGAUCACGUUCAUCGACUUGGCCGGCCACGAGAAGUACCUGAAGACCACUGUCUUCGGCAUGACCGGCCAUCUGCCUGACUUCUGCAUGCUUAUGGUGGGCAGCAAUGCUGGCAUCGUGGGGAUGACGAAGGAGCACCUGGGCUUGGCAUUGGCACUCAAUGUGCCUGUCUUUGUUGUGGUCACCAAGAUUGACAUGUGUCCUGCCAACAUCCUGCAAGAAACCCUGAAGCUGUUACAGCGCCUGCUGAAGUCGCCUGGCUGCCGCAAGAUCCCUGUGUUGGUGCAGAGCAAGGAUGAUGUGAUUGUUACAGCCUCCAACUUCAGCUCUGAGAGGAUGUGCCCGAUAUUCCAAAUCUCCAACGUUACAGGCGAGAACCUAGAUCUGCUGAAGAUGUUCCUCAACCUGCUGUCCCCUCGCACCAGUUACCGGGAGGAAGAGCCUGCUGAGUUUCAGAUUGACGACACCUACUCUGUCCCGGGUGUGGGAACAGUGGUGUCAGGGACAACACUGAGGGGCCUGAUCAAGCUGAAUGACACGCUGCUGCUGGGCCCAGAUCCUUUGGGUAACUUCCUGUCCAUUGCUGUCAAAUCGAUCCAUCGCAAGCGCAUGCCUGUCAAGGAGGUGCGGGGGGGCCAGACGGCCUCCUUCGCACUGAAGAAGAUCAAGCGCUCGUCCAUCCGGAAGGGCAUGGUGAUGGUUUCUCCACGCUUGAAUCCCCAAGCAUCCUGGGAGUUCGAGGCCGAGAUCCUUGUCCUUCACCACCCCACCACAAUCAGCCCGCGGUACCAGGCCAUGGUGCACUGUGGGAGCAUCAGGCAGACAGCCACCAUCCUGAGCAUGGACAAGGACUGUCUGCGCACCGGGGACAAGGCCACCGUGCAUUUCCGCUUUAUCAAGACCCCCGAGUACCUGCACAUAGACCAGCGGCUGGUGUUCCGGGAAGGCCGCACCAAGGCUGUAGGCACCAUCACUAAGCUCCUCCAGACCACCAACAAUUCCCCAAUGAACUCCAAGCCCCAGCAGAUUAAAAUGCAAUCGACGAAAAAGGGUCCCCUGCCCAAACGAGAAGAGGGAGGUCCCUCUGGAGGGCCAGCAGUAGGGGCACCCCCAACUGGAGAUGAAGCUUGCUCUCUAGCGGCUGCGCAGCCAGCUGCGUCCGGCAGUCUCCAGCCACAGCCCAAGCCCGGCAGCGGGGGCCGGCGACGGGGGGGCCAGCGUCACAAGGUGAAGUCCCAGGGGGCCUGCCUGACUCCCGCCAGCGGCUGCUGAAUCUCCCCCAGCCCACCUCCACCACCCAAGGGAUCCUCGUUCUCUGGCCACCACUCCACCAGAUGGGCCAGAGCAACUCUGACCACCGCUCGCCCUUCCCCAGGCCGCACCCGGAGCCUCGCCAUACCCCCCACCCCCGUUUUGCAGGGGGCCGUGUAAUUUAUAAGCUGAGGAAGGUGGCCAGACUUCCGGAGGACUCACCGUCUCCAGCUCUCUUCCCCGCCUUCUUCCUCACUCACACCUUUUUUGUACAUCUGGGCCCUUAGUUUUUAUUCUUUUUAUUAUCUAUCUAGUGUGCGUGUGCGUGUGCGUGUGUGUGGGCGUGUGAGGUGCAGGAGUGCGGCCGGUCAGGGCCUGGCAGUCUUUCCCCUUUCUCCUCUGUGGCUGGCCCCCAGCCUCCGGGAGCUAGCUGGCUGCCUGUCUGUCCGUGCGUUCGUGUGUCUCUGUGAGAACCUUUCAGGGCUGUCAGGAGCCGAAGCGCGCCCUCCUUCCCUGUGCUCACUCUCCAGUGCGCCUGGAGCCUCGCCACAGAGCCGCCUCCAGGCUGAGGGGCGUCCAGGGGAAGUUGCUGCUGCCAGAGCAGGGGCCGUCCUUCUGUGACUUGGGGAUCUCAGCAGAGUGGAGAGCGGUGGUUCCCCUUUUCUCUUUCUCCCUCUUGUUUCCCUUAAACCCCCAAACAGGUAAUGCCAAAAGCUCUUAGGCUGUAACUGUAGACGUGUGGAGGGUGUUGGUGACUGAGUUGUAGGACCCUCCUUGCCCCUCUGACCUUGCCACUGACCUGAAGACAGCUGUGGCUCUUCUUUCCCCUUGGAGACAAUCCUGUGUUUGCCUGGCUGGCUGGGGUGACUCCUCUUCUGCUGAGUCUGCCGAGCUGGGGCUCUCACCUCGCCCUGGGGCCGCCUCCUGCUUGGACUUUGACUCUGAUUCUUGUUGGGCCUCAGGGCACUGAUGAUCGGGCCUGGGGUCCGCCUGCUCAGGGUCACAGUCAACAGCACCUCCUGUUGGCGGGGGUGCCAGGUGUUCCUCUGAGCCAGGCCGGGACUGGAACCCCUCCUUCCCUGCCACAUCGCCCCAGCAUGGCUGCUACAGGAGCCCAGCAGUGAAGGGCCUGAGCCCCAGAUUUGGACGCUCCAACUGGGGUACGGGGAGAGCAGGAAGGAGGUAGUAAAAAAGAUUCUUCCAGAGCCAGCUCAGAGCAUUAAGCCCUUUGGAAGAAUCGUUGCCAGGGGUGGGGGUGGUGUUGCCCAGGCCAGAGAUGGUAGCAUGGGCCCCGAACCAGCCUGCUCGGAGCUGUGGACUGAAGCCCUCUCUUUAGGGUGGACUGAUGGGCAGAGAUAUGUUCUUUCUCUAGCCUGGGACACCCAACUGGCUGGGUCCUUCCUCAGCCUCACCUCCCUUCCAUCCCCAACCCUUCGCCGCCACUCCUGCCUCCGGACUGCUGCUCCCCUCUCUUCCCUUCCUGACUGUUUCUAGUUACCACUGACCUGUGGCCAUGGACCGACCAAACCAGCAACACAAAAUAAAAGUUUGUUCCAA